Molecule: messenger RNA, 1158 nt
Organism: Neoarthrinium moseri
Lineage: Eukaryota; Fungi; Ascomycota; Sordariomycetes; Amphisphaeriales; Apiosporaceae
Exons: 3
Coding region: 1-1158 (385 amino acids)
Source: RefSeq, a predicted model, not a curated record
AUGACUUCUUUCCCCUUUCGCACACGUUGCGUCGUCUACGAUGGAUACCACCAAUCCGACAACUCAUUCAGCGCGUGCCAAGCACGUCGUGCCGGCUCCUCAAACGCUCUUGACAGCCUACAGGCCGCAGUCCUGGAGUCCGACCUGUACGCAUUUAACGGUGACGCGCCUGUUCGAACCAAACUUCGUCUGUGCCAUGUGUCGCCGAACAGGCCGAUAGGGUUGGCUGUAUCGAUGCACUCAGGACAGGGAGACUUUGAUCGAGUCCGCGAUAGAGAAGGGUCUUCCGGUAAAGAUGCUCAACGGCGGCCCCCCGGACUUCUUGGACUGACUAAAUUUCAGGUGAACUUUGACCAGAUCGGCCUUGCUUUCACGGAGCAAGUCAAGCCGGCACCGCGAGGUCCAGCCGUGAGAUCCAGCCCCUUCAGCUUCCUCAAGGAGAUCAACGCUGAGGAGAUGCAAUCCUACACCCCAGAUCAGAUUGCCACCAUCUUGGAGCAGAGAGAUAAUGCAAGCUGCCGGCCUACAUGUGAACUUCGAAGCUACCUCAGUCUCGAUGGAAUCGCCAAAGGCGAUAUCCCUCCUACAGCAGCGACUGGUUUCGGUUUCCAUUUGCACGGGGAGCGGCCUGUUGGCGAUGCGAACAUUGUGAAGAACAUCGGCUACCGGCCUGUGCCUUUGCCGAGACCUUCUAUCCAAGAGUCUGCCACUGCGACUUCUUCGCCUUCUUCAAUAUGGAGCAUCUUGGACGUGAUAGAUGAGCAGAUUGUGGAUAUGGCUCGCCUCGAGGAAGAAGCUGAACUUGCCGGCUCCGAUUGCAGUGCCGCAUCCGCGGUGGUGCCAGUCAUCGGAAGUGUGGAUAACGCCCAGCCCUUGCCUACUAUGAGUCCUGACUCCCCUUACGAACCGGUUGACGCACACGAUGUUGGCUUGAUCCUCCCCUUCAACCAGGCUGCCUACAUCCGCGCUUGUGGAACGCCGCUCCCAUCGCCCACAACAGACGAGGAUGCUUUCUUCCAUGAUAAAACUACGACCAUGAUGGAAGAAGAGAGACAGGAGGGCAGAUUUCAUGGCGAUCCCCUGGAAGUGGCUGAUGGCGUCGCUGUGAUGGAGGAAAGCGUGGAAUUGUGUGUCCCAGACGUGUUAACGCAGAUGUGA